Molecule: messenger RNA, 528 nt
Organism: Lynx canadensis (Canada lynx)
Lineage: Eukaryota; Metazoa; Chordata; Mammalia; Carnivora; Felidae
Gene: AKAP14
Product: A-kinase anchoring protein 14
Exons: 5
Cellular component (GO): cAMP-dependent protein kinase complex
Molecular function (GO): protein kinase A regulatory subunit binding
Source: RefSeq, a predicted model, not a curated record
GAUGUGACUGAAAGUUCCAGGCGCCAGAAGACGGACACAGAAGACAGCAGCAAUGUGAAUGAACUAGCUCUGGAGAUAGUUAAGCGUGCCAUUGCUGCUGCUAUUAAGUUUGUGGAAGAAACUAAAAACCCCAUCAAGAACAUCCAGUGGCUCACCCAUGGUGAAUUCACAGCAGAGAAAGGCCGUAGACAAAUUGAGAAGUUUGUUUUGACUUGGGAGUAUCAAGAACGCUGGGUGCACCACACACAGUUCAUAGAGAGGAAAGACGUGGUUCACAGCUACUACUACCUCUACUGCGUACGCUGGAGCAUCCCGACCGCUAUGAGACCCAUGCUACAAGUCUCCGCCUCUGCCUACUUCACCGUCAAGAUCACCAAAAACAAACCUCCAGAUAUGCCCAUUGAGGUCUCUUACGUCUUUGAGGGCCAUUCGUUAGUUCACAGACCAGGAAUGACUCGCUUUCGAGAAAAAUGGCUGAGGGACAUUACUGAGGCCAAAAGUAUUUUAAUGGAGUCAAUUGCCUUCUAA